AUGGAGUCUACUUGUCUCUGGAUGCUGGUUACUGGGAUUCUGGCUGUUGUUCACUGUCAGCUUCUACCUGACUAUGAGGAAAAUAAUGAGACAGAGAUCUACUUACAGGAUGAAAAAUACUCAAAAGCAUCCCUACCAUGCCAUAAAAUCUCCACUACCAAUACCAUUUUUGCCCUACGCUUAUACAAGGAAUUAACUUUGGCAGCCCCUGGUGAAAACAUUUUCUUCUCCCCUGUAAGUAUCUCCAUGGCUCUAGCCAUGUUGUCCCGUGGUAUCCAAAGUACAGUUCGAACUCAGAUCUUAGAGGGGCUGGGAUUCAACCUCACAGAGAUGCCUGAAUCUGAGAUCCACAAGAGUUUCCAGCAUCUCCUCUAUAAACUAAACCUGAACAACAAAAAGCAUGAACUGAAGGUAGGAAAUUCUGUGUUCCUGGAUAGUCAGAUAAAACCACUUCAUGAAUGGCAUGGCAUCAAGGAAUAUUAUGGAGCCACAACUUUUACCGUCAACUUCACUAACUUUUUUUCAACUAGUAACAAAUAUAUGAGGAAACAAAUCUAUGGGGAAAUUAUAGAAUUUCUUCAAGACUUCAAUCAGGACACUGUAAUGGUGCUUGUGAAUUAUAUAUUUUUUAAAGCCAAAUGGAAGCCUGCUUUCAAGCACUCCUGGAUUGAGAAGCAUCUGAGUUCUUCUGUGGAUGAGAAGAUCAUAAAACUCUCUAUGAUGCACCAAAAGGCACAGCACCGGUUUUUGUAUGAUAAGGAGCUGGCCUGCAUUGUACUACAGAUGGAAUACAUUGAGAAUGUCCUCAUCCUUCUCAUUCUGCCAGAUGAAGGGAAAAUGAGACAAGUGGAAGAUUCUCUGAAACCAGAAACCCUGAAGAAAUGGAACAAAUUACUAUUGCCCAGUCUGCUAAAUUUACAUUUGCCAAAGUUUUCGAUUUCUGGGGAAUAUAGCCUGGAAGAAAUACUUCCCAAAAUAGGUUUUUCCAGCAUAUUCACUCCAGAAGUCAAUCUAUCCCGUGCCAGUGGACAACCACACCUGACAAUCUCGAAGUUGCUGCACCGAGUUGCGGUGGAAAUGAAUGAGAAAGGCACCAAGGCUGUGGCUGCCUCCACCUUUCUAUCCCCGCCUGAGACUCUGAACCAAGCACAUCCACCAGCUGUUCAUUUCAACAGGCCUUUCCUACUGCUGAUUUGGGAAGAGUCUGCCCAGAGUUUGCUUUUCCUUGGAAAAAUCAUAACCCCAACUGCAAAUUAACUUUGGUAAGAGAUAAAGGAAUGGGAGUCAUCUCAGAAAAGUCACAUGUUUUUUUAAUCUCUCAUUUUCCUACAUGACAUGGGCACAAUACUUGGGGCAUAACUCAUUAGGGUGAAGUAUCUCAAUAGUGGAUGACUUCAACUACAGUAAUAAUUGGAUAUUUUGGACAUAAAGUCUAUCUUCUGGUGAUCUGAAGGCUGUGGACAUUGUUAAUGCCCCCUUCCUAUGACCUGAAGCCUUCACUUUAUAAAUUCUCAUUCAUUCAUUCAUUCAUUCAUUCAUUCAUGCUCCUA
Gracilinanus agilis (Agile Gracile Mouse Opossum) is the source of this 1550-nucleotide messenger RNA. Its product is annotated as serpin A11-like. The record is from RefSeq and is a predicted model, not a curated record. Gene Ontology annotation, biological process: negative regulation of endopeptidase activity. Bases 1 to 1257 code for a protein of 418 amino acids. Gene Ontology annotation, molecular function: serine-type endopeptidase inhibitor activity. The transcript is spliced from 4 exons. NCBI's taxonomy places the organism in Eukaryota, Metazoa, Chordata, Mammalia, Didelphimorphia, Didelphidae.